AUGGCAUUCGACGAGCGCACGGGGCGGCCGAGGCGCGUCCCGCACGACGAGCUCAAGCUCGGGCGCGAGCGAGGGUGGAAGCCGCCGAGCGGGUUCAGGGCGAGCGAGCUCGGGUCCGGGACGGUGGGCGAGCGGCGCGACGUCCCGCGCGUGCAGCACGACGGGCCGCUGCGGAGCGAGGACGAGGGCGAGGAGGAGCGGCGCGUCGUCGAGGAGCGGCACCGGCGUGACUGGGUCAAGCGCGCCUGCAUGCACGCGUGGACGGGCCUGUCGGAGCACGCCUACGGCCACGACGAGGUGCAGCCCGUGUCGAACGGGUUCAGCGACAACUACGCCGGGUGGGGCGCCAGCAUCGUCGACUCGCUCGACACGCUCCUCGUCAUGAACCUCUCGCGCGAGUACAACCGCGCCCGCCAACACGUCGCCGCCAUCGACUUUACCUACCUCGUCCCCCCGACGACGGUCCCCUGGUUCGAGGUCACGAUCCGGUACCUCGGUGGCCUCCUGUCGGCGCACGAGCUGUCGGGCGGCGACCCGCUCAUGCUCGACCGCGCGCGGGAGCUCGGCGACUGGCUCCUGCCCGCGCUCGCGACCGACCACGGCUUGCCCCUCGGCCGGUACGCGCUCAGGCACAACCCGGACGGCAAGCCCGCUGGCAGGGUCACGCUCGCCGAGGUCGGCAGCUUCUCGCUCGAGUUCACCAAGUUGAGCCAACUCACCGGCGACGACAUCUACUUCGAGGCGGUGCGUCCUCUCUCUCUCUCUCUCUCUCUCUCUCUCUCUCUCUCUCUCUCUCUCUCUCUCAGCCGGCUCGGCGCGCUCCUGCCUGCGCACCUCGACGCUGCCGCGCCCAAGAUGCUCCAGGGCGAGUACACGUUCGGCGGGCUCGCCGACUCGUACUACGAGUACCUCAUCAAGCAGGCGCAGCUCACGUCGUUCGCGCUCGACCAGUACCCGCGCAUGUACCGCGACGCCGUCGACUCGGCGUACGAGCACCUGAUUCGGCCCGUCGACGUCGUCCCUGGCCGAGACGACCUGACGCUCAUCGGCACGGUCCAGCUCGGCAAGUGGCAGCCGAGCCUGCAGCACUUGACCUGCUUUGCCGGCGGAAUGCUCGGCCUCGGCGCUCGGCUCCUCGACCGCCCUCACGACCUCGACACGGCCGUCAACGUCACCAACGCGUGCGCCUGGACGUACGAGUCGUCCAAGACGGGCAUCGGCGGCGAGCAGACGGUCUUUUACGAGAACGACAGCUCGUCGAGGUUCAUGGGCGACCUCUUGUCGAUGCCUCGUGCUGUACUGACGCUGCCGCUCCCCUCGUCCGCCUGCAGCCGCACCCCGCGAGGCUCGCCCGUCGGCGUUCGCGCGUCCGACCGGCGCCAGAUCGGCCGUCCCGAGACGAUCGAGAGCGUCUUUUACAUGUGGCGCCUGACGGGCGACCGCAAGUGGCAGGACGUCGGCUGGACCAUGUUCGUCAACUGGGUGCGGCACGCGAUCACCCCGGCCGGCUUCGCGACCAUCUCGGACGUCAACCGGGUCCCCGAGAAGGGCAAGGGCAGGGACGACAGCGAGGAGUCGUUCGUCAUGGCCGAGACGCUCAAGUACGCGUACCUCCUUUUCUCGCCUCGGGACCUCCUCUCGCUCGACGACUACGUCUUCUCGACCGAGGCGCACCCGUUCUUUAUCCGCAAGCCUGGCGGUCCUGCGCGUCCUGAGCCGCUCUGGACGGGGCCGGACGAGACGCGUGAGGCGUCGUUCACGUCGCAGCUCGGCGAGGGCACGUGGGUCCAAAAGUGGGCGAGGGUUCAGCAGGUGCGCCCGCUUCUCUCUUUCUCGUCCCUUUCCGCUAGCUCGACGUCGGCGCAUCUCUUACUGACGACUCGCCUUCCUCGUCGCAGGCCGCCGCCCUCGCCAACGACGCCUGGCGUGCCCUCGACAAGCCGGGCAGCGUCGCCGCCGCCGCUCCCGGGCGCAACUUUGUCCGGCCUUCCGAGGACGAGAUCCGGCGCGCCAAGGAGCAAGCAGCGCAGCGUGUCGCGCCCAUUGACCAGCACGCGCACAAGCGGCCGGCGGCGUACGAGGGCGGAGGAGGGAGAGGAAUGGGAGGUGGUGGGCUCUGAGCGGGUGCUGGUCGCCUCUCCCUUUCUCUUGUAG
Molecule: messenger RNA, 2154 nt
Organism: Rhodotorula graminis WP1
Lineage: Eukaryota; Fungi; Basidiomycota; Microbotryomycetes; Sporidiobolales; Sporidiobolaceae
Product: glycoside hydrolase family 47 protein
Exons: 8
Coding region: 1-2154 (717 amino acids)
Biological process (GO): carbohydrate metabolic process; N-glycan processing
Cellular component (GO): Golgi membrane; endoplasmic reticulum
Molecular function (GO): calcium ion binding; mannosyl-oligosaccharide 1,2-alpha-mannosidase activity
Source: RefSeq, a predicted model, not a curated record